This is a messenger RNA of Penicillium longicatenatum, 789 nucleotides long. RefSeq lists its product as uncharacterized. The record is from RefSeq and is a predicted model, not a curated record. Gene Ontology annotation, cellular component: Hrd1p ubiquitin ligase ERAD-L complex; endoplasmic reticulum membrane. Gene Ontology annotation, biological process: endoplasmic reticulum unfolded protein response. Bases 1 to 789 code for a protein of 262 amino acids. NCBI's taxonomy places the organism in Eukaryota, Fungi, Ascomycota, Eurotiomycetes, Eurotiales, Aspergillaceae. The transcript is spliced from 5 exons. Gene Ontology annotation, molecular function: misfolded protein binding; ubiquitin-specific protease binding.
AUGGACCAAGUCCAGGCGGCCUUCUGGGCAGCACCUCCGGUGACUCGCACAAUCACAGCUCUGACUCUGAUUCAGUCUGUUCUAGUCUAUGGCGGCGUGCUCAGUGGAUUUUAUGUUGUCUUCUGGCCGUCUCGGAUUUUCAAAUUGCUUCCGGAGAUCUGGCGUUUAGCUACUCCAUUCCUACUAACCGGUCCGAAGCUCAGCUUCUUCUUUGACCUCUAUUUCAUGUACCACUAUGGCAGUCAGCUGGAGACCAACUCUGCUCGGUUUAGCCAGCCCGGAGAUUUCUUUAUCUACCUGGUAUUUGUAGCAUUCACCAUCAUGCUUACUGCAGGCUACCUCCUUGGCGGGAUGGUUUUUACUUCCGCGUUGACCCUGGCUUUCAUCUACACCUUUGCCCAGGAAAACCGGGGCAGAAAGGCCAUGCUGUGGUUCAUUGAGAUUCCCAUGGAGUACCUCCCAUGGGCGAUGCUACUGAUCAACCUGGUCAUGAAUGGAUGGCCUUCAGCCGUGAGUGAAGGCACGGGCAUUGUGGCUGCCCAUCUCUAUGACUUCCUCACCCGAAUCUACCCAACUUUUGGCGGUGGCCGAAACUACCUGGUGACGCCCGUGGUCGUGCAGCGCUUUUUCUCUCGCCACACUCCCAAUGCUAAUAACCGCGGAUAUGGUACUGCUUUCCAAGCAUCAGCAUCUUCCCAGCCCUCUCAGCCAUCAUCUCGGGGCUGGACCUCCUCUAUCCAGAACCCAUGGGGUGGUCGAGGCGCGGGCCGAAGACUUGGUGGCGAUUGA